Molecule: messenger RNA, 712 nt
Organism: Malania oleifera
Lineage: Eukaryota; Viridiplantae; Streptophyta; Magnoliopsida; Santalales; Ximeniaceae
Product: copper transporter 6-like
Exons: 2
Coding region: 1-504 (167 amino acids)
Biological process (GO): copper ion transmembrane transport; intracellular copper ion homeostasis
Cellular component (GO): plasma membrane
Molecular function (GO): copper ion transmembrane transporter activity
Source: RefSeq, a predicted model, not a curated record
AUGACCAUUGCAGGUGGGUCAAUGGCCAACGAGGAUGGUGUGAGAAAAGAAACGUUGAUGAUGCAUGGGGGUCGGGGCAUGGGGUUCUUCUGGGGAAAUGAAGCCAUUGUGUUAUACCCAGGAUGGCCAGGCGAGAAUGUUGGCAUGUACGCGUUGGCUUUGGUGUUUAUUUUUCUGCUCUCCGCUGCCGUAGAGGUUCUAUCCGUGCCGCCCGCAACCAAACCCCAUGCGGAGCCCGCAGUGGAAGCGCUGGCUCAGGCCGGCGUCUACGCUGUCCGCACGGCCCUCGCAUACUUGGUGGUGCUCGCCAUAAUGUCCUUCAACUUGGGAGUGUUCUUUGUGGCCCUCGCCGGCCACACCCUUGGCUUUUUCAUCAUCAAGCGCCGUGUACUUGCAAUGGCCUCCUCCCAAUCCGAGCCCGCGCCCUCCACCAACGAUGGGGUUUUACUUUGGCUUGCGAGCAGUAGGGAUAUCCAAGGCUGGAAGUUCAAUCGGAGUCGCUGAUUGCCGUGAAGUUCACCGAGGAUGGAGUAGUGGUCGUUGGACAAAUUUCAUUCUCAACCAUUGUUUCCGGCAACUCUUAUCAAUUGUUGUCAUCUGACAGACAACGAUCACAGGGAAGUGGAGACUGGAGUUUUUUUGUUUGCUUGUCUGCCCGUGUCUUUUUUGGUGGCAACCGGCAUAGGUGAAGUGCGUCAAUAGAAUGACUGAA